Molecule: messenger RNA, 918 nt
Organism: Nymphaea colorata (pocket water lily)
Lineage: Eukaryota; Viridiplantae; Streptophyta; Magnoliopsida; Nymphaeales; Nymphaeaceae
Product: protein RALF-like 34
Exons: 1
Coding region: 265-708 (147 amino acids)
Source: RefSeq, a predicted model, not a curated record
CCAUCGCCCGAGAAUGCACCCUGAGUGUCGGUGCUCUCUCUCUCUCUCAUGAUUCAUGAGAAGCUAUAUGUGGGCUCCAUAUGCUUAUAGCACCAAGGAGACACAGGAAGCUAAGCAGAGCUCGCAGAGUGACAGAGAAGCAUGGAGAAGAGUGUACCAACAUGAGUUAAAAUAGUUGAUCUCAGGUGCAUUUCUCCCGGUGCUCAAUACUUAACCUGGCACCAAUCUGUUAGCUCUCUUCGCCUUCCAUCAGCCAUCACAGCCAUGGCUACCGGCGCCAAUCUCGCCUUCCUGCUCCUCCUCCUGCUGCCUCUUUGCUUCAUAUCCACUAUGGUGCGCGCCAAGCAACAGUCGCACCAUAGGCCGACCGAGGAGGAAGAAAAUAAGGAGGAGAUGGUGGUGGGGAACGGGCGGUUGGAUAUGGGAACAGAGGCAAUAGGGUGGUCGACCUCGGAGUUGGAGGAGAUGCUUGGCGUCGCCGACGAUGAGAUGCCGUUCGGCGGCGAGUUGGGCAGCAGGAGAUCCCUGUUGUGGAUAUCCCUCCGGCACUACUACAUCAGCUAUGGGGCUCUCUCGGCCAACAGAAUCCCCUGCCCACCACGCUCCGGCAGAUCUUACUACACCCACAACUGCUAUCGGGCUAGGGGUCCCGUCAGGCCCUACCGCAGAGGCUGCCCUUCCAUCACUCGCUGCAGAAGAGAAGCUUAGCCAGCAAUGCUGUGCUGCGAUGUUUCUGUUUCUUUCUUCAUGUUUGCUCUUGCUGCUGUGACUGUUUCGUUUUUGUAUUUCUUGAUCUGUAAUUUUACGUAUUUCAGAUGUUUGUGCUUUUGAUUUUGCUGCAAAUCACAGAUUGUUGGAGUCUAAAUAUGAUUCUCGACUCCCAUUUCGUGAUUACCUCUCUGUUAUUGAUCUGUGUGA